Molecule: messenger RNA, 2544 nt
Organism: Adineta ricciae
Lineage: Eukaryota; Metazoa; Rotifera; Eurotatoria; Adinetida; Adinetidae
Source: the annotation of a GenBank genome assembly
AUGCGCGAAUCAAGAAAAAGCAACAAUUUAUCGACGCAACUCUUGUUGUCUGAUAAAAAAUUCGAUGCUCUCCAACAAGUCGUCGAUCAAGAAUAUCACAAACUCUUUCGUCAAACGCAGAAAUCUGCGAAGAAAACAGUUCGACAUAUUCUUCAACACGUUGCUCGAUACCCUCCACCACGCUUACUAACAACACCUAUUCCAAAAACCAUCCAAGAACUCGAUGAUAAUGACGACGAUUCUUACAUUGAAACCAGAUCGAUUACAAUAACCAAUGGUGCAAAUCUAAAGCCACAAAAAUAUUCAACUGCUGUUAUUGUUCUACCAGCUGUAUCAGCAGUUCGAGAGUUGAUUGCUUAUGUUCCAACGAUGAAAAAUCUUGCUAUGCGUGGUAUUUUAACUGGUAUACCAUAUUUAGGAGAUAAAUUCGAUGAUGAAGAUCAGAAACUAAUCAAUUCAAUAUCUGGUGAAUCAAAAGGUCAAACGAAGAUGCCCGUACGCAAAAACAAAUUAGAUGGACAAUCUCUUGAAUUAUUAUAUCACAUAAUACGAUCGAGUCAAACGUGCGAGCUGUAUACCAAUGAGCAAAUCAUCGAUGCCAUACUUCAUUAUCAUCGAGAUUCGUCAUCAAAACCAAAAUUACUUGCAAUCGCUAGUCAAAAUGAAUGUUCGACAAACAGUCAUCCUCUACACAGUGUAAAUAUUGAUACAUCAGAUACAAUAGAUAUCGACAUCGAUGAUCUAUGUAUUAAACCAUGGUGUUCAAAAUUUUGUACACGCUGCUAUACGUACAAUUGUUUACUACAUAAAGACAACUCAUCUUAUCUUCCACUGCCUCAAAAAUUUUCUCUCACUAUCGAUACUCAGUCAUCUCCAUGCUGCCCUACGUGUUAUAAACAUCAACGCGAACAAGUUAAACGAUCGUUAUCACCAUCCUAUACCAACGAUGAACACAAUCCAAUCGAAACAUGUCUGCCAACAGCGACUGGCAAUGUGAGAAAACGUCCUCGAAAGUCGAUCCCAGUUCGUCGAAUUCUAUCGUCGAACCAACUGAAUCUGUCUCAAAAUGAAAAUUUUCGUGUUGACCAGUAUCAUUUACACAUGUCAGAUAUCCAAAAGAAACUUCCAUCGCAACAAUUAUUAACACGUAUAGAAAAUCAUAUUCUCUAUCAACAAUCGAGCCUUGUUAUGAACAACUGGACACUAACGGAUCGAAGCCUAUUUCGUUUAUUCUACUUUCUAUUCGAUGGUGAUCUGUGCACGAUUAAACAGUUCUUUCAUACUAAUCGAACCUGUCGGGAUCUUUAUGAACAAUUCAUUUCCGAUGCGAAAUAUUUUUCGGAACGAAUCUCGCUUGUCGACGGACAACCAUUUACAAUUCGACAAGUAUAUCGUCGACGAAUGGUAGACGGAGCAACACGAGCGUUUCUUUUUCAUAUAAAAAAGCAUCUGAGUGAAACCAAUUCAUCCAGUGCAGUUAAAUCAGCCUAUAUACCCUGUCAACAUGAUGGUCCAUGCGCAAUAUCAAAUAAAAACUGUCAAUGUAUGAAGAAUGGCACAUAUUGUGAGAAAUAUUGUAACUGUUCAAUUGAUUGUCCACAUCGAUUUCCGGGUUGUUCGUGUAAAGGUGCUUGUUUAUUGAAUAACUGCUUGUGUUGUGCUGAAGGACGAGAAUGUGAUCCGGACUUAUGCCAUAAAUGUGGUGCAUCAUCGUUCCCUAAUUUAACUCUUGACUAUGAUUCCAUGAUAAAAUCAGAGCCUGAAGUUGUCCAACCGGUUGUAAUCGAACGAAAGUCAUUGCCAUCUCUUCCACGACAAACGUAUCGAACGAAAGUACAUGAAAACAUACCAAUGAGACAACACAGUGUGCGCUCGUGCCGAGUGGUUGAACCAUCGUAUAAAAUGAGUCGAACUCAAACCAAACGGUCAAGUAUGCGAAUAUCAUUGAACUCUAAUUCAUCAUCGAAUACUCCUGGAAUUACAUGUGCUAAUAUUGGACUGCAAAGAAAACAGUACAAACAAAUUCUGAUUGCUGAAUCUGAUGUUGCAGGUUACGGUGCUUUCCUUGGCUCACCAGUUGCGUAUCCCGGCGAUCUAAUUGCCGAAUAUACCGGUGAAAUCAUUACCGAAGAAGAAGCAGAUAGACGAGGUCGACUCUAUGAUAAACAGGCUUGUUCAUAUUUAUUUAAUCUUGACACUGACCGCUGUGUCGAUGCUAGACAAUUCGGCAGCAAAAUUCGGUUUGCUAAUCAUUCAUCCACGCCAAAUUGUGUUCCCAAAAUCAAAUUAGUCAACGGUACUGCUCAUCUUCAUCCCAUUUCUUUCUCGCAUGUUUCUGCUUUUCCAGGAGAUUAUCGCAUAGGCAUCUAUGCUAAACAGACCAUAUUUCAAGGUGAUGAACUAUUUUUUGAAUACAUGUACGAUGCACAUCAUCGUCAACAGUUUGUUAAUAAUGAACGCGUCGACGAUUCAGUGCAAGAUAGAUUAACUAUUCUGAAACGUUACGAUGAUAAUUUUAUGCUUGUUCGACCAUCGUACGAUUAA